AUGGCCGGCACAAUGAGAGCAGUCGAGAUCAAAGGCGGCAAGGGUGAGCUCGAUGCGCUGUACAUCAGCCCCGAGGCGCGCAAGCCCGAGGCGGCCGAGGGCCAGGCCAUUGUCAAGAUCAAGGCCUUUGGAAUCAACCGCAUGGACAUUAUCCAGCGCCGCGGCCUCUACCCGCUGCCCCCGCAGGCGCCCGCCACGCUCGGCGUCGAGUUCUCGGGCGUCAUCGAGUCCUUUGGGCCCGGCGACCACGGCAACUUCAAGAACGGCGACGAGGUCUUUGGCCUCGCGUACGGCGGCGCGUACGCCGAGUUCAUCGCCGUCAGCUCCAAGAUGCUGCUGCACAAGCCCGCGCACCUGAGCUUCGAAAAGGCCGCCGCGCUGCCCGAGGCCUGGAUCACGGCCACGCAGGCGCUGCACCUCGUCCUGGGCUUCGCCGAGGGCAAGUCCAUCCUCUGGCACGCGGGCGCGUCGGGCGUCGCGACGGCGGGCAUCCAGCUCUCCAAGAUGGCGGGCGCGUCGGCCGUGUACGCGACGGCGGGCACCGACGACAAGUGCAAGUAUGUGACGGACACGGUGGGCGCGACGGCGGCCUUUAACUACAAGACGCAGGACUGGGCCGAGGAGGUCAAGAAGGCGACGGGCGGCAAGGGUGUGGACUACAUUGUUGACUUUGUGGGCGGCAGCUACUUCAACAAGAACCUGGACGCGGCGGCGCGCGAUGGCCGCAUCGUCAUGCUGGGCACGCUGGGCGGCGCGCAGGUGCCCGACGCCCAGAUCGGCAUGAUCCUCUACAAGCGCAUCCGCAUCGAGGGCAGCACGCUGCGCAGCCGCGAUGAGGACUACCAGGGCAGGCUGCGCGACAGGCUGGAGAAGUACCUGCCCGAGUUUGACUCGGGGAAGCUCAAGAUAGUUAUUGACUCGGUGCUGCCGUGGGAGCAGAUCCAGGAUGCGCACCGCCACAUGGAGGAUGGCAAGAACUCGGGCAAGAUUGUGUGCACGAUUGGUCACUGA
Molecule: messenger RNA, 1011 nt
Organism: Akanthomyces muscarius
Lineage: Eukaryota; Fungi; Ascomycota; Sordariomycetes; Hypocreales; Cordycipitaceae
Exons: 2
Coding region: 1-1011 (336 amino acids)
Molecular function (GO): oxidoreductase activity
Source: RefSeq, a predicted model, not a curated record